UCCAAUCGGCGUCCCCGCGCACAUUUAUAUUGUGCGACGUCGUUUGAUGCUUGUGUGCAUUAAGUUGGCGAAAAUCGUUAAAUAAUACGUGAAAUACAACAAAUGAAGCAUGGGUAAACUGACGCAAAUAUACCAAGCAACCAAUGGCACCAUUUGCUUUGCUGAGAAACAAUGGGAUGUGAUGCGCCUCGUGCAAGAAUCUUUGACGCGCUUUGAAGGCACCGCCAUUGUUGGCUUUACACCAUAUAAUGCAGCAUCUGUGUUCGUACGGCAGGCGGAAGCUGUAUUUGAAUUACCAACCCCAGAGAGUGAAGUCGACAGCAGCGAUACUGACAACGAAUGCGCUCCGUUGCUGGGCAGCCGCAAAUCAUGCGCCGAUAACAAAAAAGACAUUUUCUAUCACAAGAUCCAGGCAGAGCCCGACUCAUCAUCCGAUGAAGAACCAAAGCCUGAUACGUCAUUCGAUGAAGAGGCACAGUGUGUUUCGUCAGUCGAGGAACAGGCAGAGCGCGACUCAUCAUCCGAUGAAGAACCAAAGCCUGAUACGUCAUUCAAGGAAGAGGCACAGUCUGUUUCGUCAGUCAAGGAACAGGCAGAGCCCGACUCAUCAUCCGAUGAAGAACCAAAGCCUGAUACGUCAUUCGAGGAAGAGGCACAGUAUGUUUUGUCAGUCGAGGAACAGGCAGAGCCUGAUUCGUCACUCGAAAAAGAAGAGAAACGCCUGUCCGGUGAGCCUAAAGUCCAGCUCGUGAAGCCUUUCAAGCUUGAUGGCUUGAACGGAGAGGCCACUGCUGGUGCUACUUCGACUUACGACUACGAUAGUGAUGACGACGUAGGAGAGCAGCAGGAAGAGAAAUGGGACUACCGUGGUCAGGCCAUACCGAAGUGCUGUUUGACGGAUUCAGUGUACAUGGUGGAAAGACCUAGUAGUGCGGCGAUGCUGAACCAAAAACUACCCCGUUUCACCAUGUGUCCCAUGGAAAACGCCGACUACUUUAAAUUUAAAUUUAAAAUACUUGUAACCAAUGUGUAUAGCCCAUAUCAUUUUUGGUUCCAAUUCGCAGAGAAUCAUUUUGCUUUCGAUCUGGAAAAUCUGCACAUGGCGCUCAAUGACUUUUACAACAAAGAAAAUGUUAACAACUUGAGUUUCAACCAAUACCGGAUGCCAACUCCUCAAUUUUUCUUACGCCCUGGCUACAUUUGUGCCGCCCAAUCAAAUUGGGGUGGCUGGAAGCGGGUUCGCAUUGUUUCCGCACCGCAGGAGAAUGCUUCGCAUGUUUCCGUCUUCUAUGUGGACUAUGGCCGCCUGGAGCAGAUCUCGCGCAGCGAGCUGCGCUUUCUACCACAAAUUUACACCACAAUGCCGGCCAUGGCCGUUAGGGGAGCCCUCACGCAUCUCCAUCCGCUGGCUUUUAAGUGGCCUGCCGACGUAACGGCGACGUUCCGUGACUUAGUUACUUCUUCGCAGAGCUAUGGCCAAAUCAUUGAAGUGGACGACCUGGACUGUAUCUACUUCAUCAAAAUGUACAAAAGCAAACUCUCGGACGAGUCAAUGCACAGCUCUUUGAUUCGGAUGAAACUCGCGGGCGAAAGCGAUCACUUUUGCAAGCAAAAUAUCCAGAAGCAUUGUGGCCGCCGCAUUCGCUACAUUUGCGAGCGUCUUCCCUCCUUUAAAAUGCUCGAAACCGGUGUGGUUGCUAUAGAUGGCAGCGAUGAAGAUUUCAAUGGACUCAUGUCUUUCCCAUCGUAUUUCAAGAGAUUUGAGAUUCCCCCAAGCGACAAGCCACUUCGGCAGGACCUGGAAAAGGCGCUGCUAGACUGGAUUGUUGACUACAAAAAUGGGGAGAUGCCCUGGCGGAAACUGGAGAAGGAGGCCGCGCUCAAAGCCAAGGAGAAGAAUGAUCAGAAGUGGCUUUUCUAUAAAGAAAAACUGCAAAAGAAGCAGCUCCAACUACAGGCCAUAAAUCCACAGAUGGACGAGGAUUAGCACAUAGAUUACAUUGCCAAAAUAAUGGAGAAGCCAGAGAUGUGGCAGAGAGAGAAGCAGAACCAACAGAGCCUUGGGCCCUAGGGCGCCUGAUAUUACAAAAGGAAAAUAAUUUGUAAACACAAUUAAUUACAGUGUAGAAGCACUGUCCCUAAACAGAAUAUUAUCCUUCCUAAUUUUGUGUUUGUUUUUUUUUUGGCACUUUUUUUUUACUAUUUUACCAGCAACCAAGAAUGUUGCAGCGACUUAUUUUUAAUCAUCCAAAAUGAAAUAUAAAUUUGAAUAUAUUAUCUCUGAUUCUCUUCCUUUUCUCUGUUUUUGUCUGUCUGUAGUUGUGUUCCGCCGGUAGUUGUGAUUCCGUUUUGGGCAGUUGCCCUCUUGGACACGUGUCCGGUCCGCCAUUGGGCAGGUAAAUUGACGUCUCGGGAGUUACAAUUGCAAUUUUUUGGCUCUCACUCUCUC
Molecule: messenger RNA, 2449 nt
Organism: Drosophila subobscura
Lineage: Eukaryota; Metazoa; Arthropoda; Insecta; Diptera; Drosophilidae
Exons: 6
Coding region: 110-1987 (625 amino acids)
Biological process (GO): spermatogenesis
Source: RefSeq, a predicted model, not a curated record